This is a messenger RNA of Pseudogymnoascus verrucosus, 392 nucleotides long. RefSeq names its product DNA-directed RNA polymerase core subunit rpc10 (gene RPC10). Gene Ontology annotation, cellular component: RNA polymerase III complex; RNA polymerase II, core complex; RNA polymerase I complex. The transcript has 2 exons. NCBI's taxonomy places the organism in Eukaryota, Fungi, Ascomycota, Leotiomycetes, Thelebolales, Thelebolaceae. The record is from RefSeq and is a predicted model, not a curated record. Gene Ontology annotation, biological process: DNA-templated transcription. The coding region runs from base 107 to 340 and encodes 77 amino acids. Gene Ontology annotation, molecular function: DNA binding; DNA-directed RNA polymerase activity; zinc ion binding.
GCCUCGCAAUUGCAUUUCUCAGCCUCCUCCCUCACAUCCCACUACUCUAACUCCAAACACCACCACCAUCUACUACUCCGCCACGAAAACCACACACACACACACCAUGUCCUCGCGCGAAGCCUACGUCCCCCCCACCGCCGGCGGCGGCGUCCCCAUCGCAGCUCGCGAUCAGGGAUACACUGCUGCGAGCGAGGGACCAGCGAUCAACUACCUCUGUGGCGAUUGUAACAGCCGUGUGCCGCUGAAGCGUGGGGAUCCGAUUAGAUGCAAGGAGUGUGGACACAGAGUGCUUUAUAAGGAGAGGACGAAGAGGAUGGUGCAGUUUGAGGCGAGAUGAUGGGGAGGAGGAAGAUGGGACGGACAAAUACUUGGGAACGGGCCGCGGGGAG